This is a messenger RNA of Dunckerocampus dactyliophorus (ringed pipefish), 2238 nucleotides long. It is a transcript of the gene sprn, whose product is annotated as shadow of prion protein. Lineage: Eukaryota; Metazoa; Chordata; Actinopteri; Syngnathiformes; Syngnathidae. The coding region runs from base 1235 to 1687 and encodes 150 amino acids. The transcript is spliced from 2 exons. Gene Ontology annotation, cellular component: membrane. The record is from RefSeq and is a predicted model, not a curated record.
GCCAGAAAGUUACCACCGUAACACUCCUGGAAGGUCAGAUUUUGCAUUUCUUUUAUGUCUGCUCCAGCUGAACAGGGCAGGAAAGAUGCUUAUUGCUCAUGUUAACGCUUAAAAGUCAACACACUCUUUAUUCUUUAUAUUUCACCUGCAAAUGCUCUGUCGCUGCCCGUGAGGACGAUAGCGCCCACGUCUCCGUCGCUCUCAAACGCGUCCAAGGCCUGACCCAACUCUCUCAUCAGGCCGUCACACAGCGCAUUGAGAGCUUUAGGUCGGUUCAGUUGGAUGAAACCCACAUUCUUGUUCUCUCCUCGCUUCUCCACCAUAAUGUACUCAUACUGUGCACCUGAAAACAGUGAUCGUCACUUGAUUCUUUCCCAGCUGUUGAUCCCAGACCACAAGAUGGAAAAUGCAUAUUAUUGGCAUUAUCACCUUCAUAGCUCUUGCAUUUUACUGGGUUGCACUGGUGUAACUACUCUUAGUAGAAGAUAGUUCAACUAAAUGGCUCCAAAUUUAAUACAGUAGAGUCUCAAACAAAUGCUCUGAUAAAACAAUGUAAUUCGAAACGUGGACAAUAGGUCUCGCCUCUAUUCGUUUUGCAUGUGCACUAAUUAUAACUAUUUGAUUCACGGUUGAGUGCAACGGCAGAAGUUUGCAGCAUGCUUGCCAAUUCCGUGACGCACAUUGCAUGACAUUGAACGGGCGCCGUAUGCCUUCAAACACUCACCCGAGCUAUAGAGGCGAGCGGCGGCCAAGAGACCAGGCGCUGCUCGGCCCGACUUUAGGAGCAAGGUCGCAUUUCUGCAAAGAAAAGCCAUGUCAGCAGCCACCACCAACAAUGACUGUUGACUCUGAACUUGUGACUACAACAGCAAUGGAAUCAGUGUACUUCCGGGUACGUGUCUUCUUUUGUGGCUAGCAGUAGUACACAUUCAAGUAGUGUAGCACUACCGUCAUCUAGCGGACGGGAGUGGAACAACUUUUGUAUUCGCAUUAGAUACAGCGACAGAUUGAUAUACAGUAGAUAGAUGUGAUGUUAUCUUAUACAAUAUAAAAUACAUUGUGAAAAUGAGAUAAUUCAAUUGUUAUUGUGAAAAUUAAAUUCUUUUCCGUAACUAGCUUUUCAAUGUUGUCUUUUCGUGUACGCGCUGCUCGUCCCCCGUGAACGCGAACAGCAUCCUCCGCGAUCUCCAUCCUUUUUGUCUUUGAGCCCAGCAUAAACACACACCGAAAUAAGAUGAACCAGGUGCUUGCAACUUGCUGGGCUUGCCUCCUGCUGUCCGCCUUCCUGUGUGAGCCCGCACUGUGCAAAGGUGGCCGCGGCGGGUCCAGGGGCUCGUCUCGAGGCUCCCCGGCCCGUAGUUCAACAGCCGGUUCCUACCGCGGGGCAGGCAGCUACGGCGGCCCACGCUCUCGUUUCAGGGUGGCGGGGCGGACGUCCCCAGUGAGGGUAGCUGGUGCUGCGGCUGCGGGGGCUGCAGUUGCCCUGACGGCGGAUAAAUGGUACGCGUCCGCCUACCGCCGCAACAAUGCAGAGAGCUCAGAGGAUGAGCUGGAUUAUUACAACAGGACCAGUUACUUUGAUGCCCAAAUGUCUGGCUCCACAAGGGGAGCCUCUUUCUGCCAAAUGCUUUCCAUCACCGUGGCAACACUCUCCUCCAUUGCACUCCUGCUGGACUCAAUACUGUAGACUUAUGGAUAAACACACUGGACUUGACUAAUGCAGGACAGGCUGCUUGCAAAGACUGGUGGGAAGACACAACCACAAAAGAAACACUGUAACUGUUUACUUACACUUAAACACACCACUAAUGCUCACUCCUGAACGAUCACACCAGCUUGUGUGUAUCUGAAGAUGCACAGCCAAAAUUAAUAUUUCCUUUACUUUAGAAUAUGCACUUCAAAUUAAGUUACUAGUAAGCCACGACCCUGCACGGGAUAAUCUAGAUGCUCCUUGGACGACUUCAUAAAUAAAUGCAUUCUUUUUUUUAAUUUUUAUAAAAGAACAAUGUUUACUUUUUGAGGCCACUGAUGUUAAGAGUCAGUGUCCCUAACCAGCUAAAAAAAAAAAAAGUCCCCUUUUAAAACUCACGUGGUGCUGCUGAAACAUUGAAAUGUUGUGAUGUAUCGUCUGUAAGCCUCUUCCUCCUGUUAGGAGCACUAGACUGUUCCUUACCUCUAGCACUUCUGUACAUAAUAAUACCUUUGUUAUCUGUCUCAAUGCAAAUAAAUACACGUUAA